AUGGACCAGAUUCAAGACUCUACUACAGAUGAUGUAGAGUCAAGUAUGCCUACCCAAAGUGGUACAGCCCUACCUCCACUUGCACCCAAUGUAAGUGGCAGACAUAGGUCAAUGGUUUGGGAUCAUUUUACUAGAAUACCAAACGGUGAUCCAAGUAAACCUAGGGCUAAAUGUAAUUAUUGUACUGCUUCGUAUGCAUGUGAUACGAAGACCAACGGUACAAAGUCCAUGAAAUAUCAUAUUGAAAAACAAUGUAAGAAAUGUCCUUUUAAUAGGACGGAUAAGUCUCAAACUACCCUAGCUUGGAAGAGGGAUGGAGGAAGUGGUAGUGGAGAACUUGUGUCUAUAGCAUUCAGUGUUGAUGCUUGUAGACAAAGCUUAGCAGAGAUGAUAAUUCUUGAUGAGCUACCCUUUAGGUUUGUUGAGGGAGAGGGUUUCAAGAAGUUUAUGCUUACUGUUUGCCCUAAGUGA
Carya illinoinensis is the source of this 471-nucleotide messenger RNA. RefSeq lists its product as uncharacterized. The transcript has a single exon. The record is from RefSeq and is a predicted model, not a curated record. Bases 1 to 471 code for a protein of 156 amino acids. Lineage: Eukaryota; Viridiplantae; Streptophyta; Magnoliopsida; Fagales; Juglandaceae. Gene Ontology annotation, molecular function: DNA binding.